AGAGAACCGCCACAGGUUGACAGCUGGUACAGAUGUUGAGCGAGUAACAGAAGAAACAAGACUCUCAACUGAGGUUCAAAGCAACAACAGAGCUCUACAGGCAUCUGUGGCGCACCCGGCAGAGGAUGCAGCUGGUUGUCAUGGCAACAGUGCUGGCACUGGUGGGGGCGGGGCAGGGCUGCAGAUCCAGGUGUCAUCUGACUGAGGUCCGCAUCCCCGUGGAGAGCUGUGGCAUCACCGAGUGGAUCAACACCAGAAUAUGUUUAGGACAGUGUUACCACGAGGAUUCGCCCUACAUCAGCCCUACUGGCAGGGAAAAACAGAAAGUCUGUAACGGGGACUGGUCCUACGAGGUGAUGCACAUUAAAGGAUGUCCAGUGGGUGUCAGGUACCCUGUGGCCAGAAACUGCAGGUGUACCGAAUGUAACCCCGAAAACGCGUACUGCGGGCACUUUCACGGACACGUAUCCAGCUGUGUCUCAUUUUAAAGAAACCUCUCGUCUAUCCUACAUUUACUUAUUGUCUUUGUGUCACUUGACCUGGUACCAAAAUAAACAUGUAUCACUAA
This is a messenger RNA of Perca fluviatilis (European perch), 568 nucleotides long. Its product is annotated as gonadotropin subunit beta-1-like. The record is from RefSeq and is a predicted model, not a curated record. Gene Ontology annotation, cellular component: cytoplasm; extracellular region. Gene Ontology annotation, biological process: G protein-coupled receptor signaling pathway; ovulation. Gene Ontology annotation, molecular function: hormone activity. NCBI's taxonomy places the organism in Eukaryota, Metazoa, Chordata, Actinopteri, Perciformes, Percidae. The transcript is spliced from 3 exons. Bases 126 to 488 code for a protein of 120 amino acids.